ACUAGCUGACAUGCUUCCGUGCACUUCACCCGUAGUACAAUAGCCUAUUAUAACAGAACUAUAAUUUACAGCCUGGACACCACCUUGGCACACAUAUUUUAUAUUGAACCAAUAGAAAACGACCCGCAGCGUAGACCAAGGGUGCGCAGAAAACGUCGUGUUUAGUCACUCUAUCAGUACUGACAAUCACACUGUGUCCUAAGACUUCUGACAAUAAUACGUCAAAGAUGCAAGAAACGAGACGCACUGUGCUAGCGUUUGGUGGAAACGGCUGUCUAGGUGCAGCUGCUGUCCGUUGUAUACUGGGUAAGGCUGUGGAUGGUGGGGCGUUGCCUGAUAUCACCAUUGUAAAUAGGGGAAACUGGUAUUGGGACACGGCAACAUCUGUUAAACCGCACGUCAGACACAUAGAAUGGGAUAGGACACGGCCUUUGGAGGACUGCCCUCGCUUUAUGGAAUAUCUCUCCCAAGUGAAAUCACUCGACGCUGUGAUCGAUUUUAGCGCUUGCCGUCCCCGUCAGAUUGAAAACGCAGUCAGUUUGCUGAAAGGAAAGGCUAAAUUAUACAUCUACAUUUCCUCCGAUUCUGUUUACGAGGUCUCCGCUGUGAAGGAGCACGACGGCCCCUCGAGGGAGACAGACGCCGUCCGACCCGAGGCUGAAGACGAAGCCAAGCGUCUAGCCGAAGCAGACGAUUAUGGCAAUCGAAAAUUGCAGUGCGAAGAAGAACUAGUGAAGCAGAGAUCCUCGACAGACGGUCCGGGAAUUCCGUAUAUUUUCCUUCGUCUUCCUGAUGUGAUAGGCUUAGGUGAGAAUACCUACCGGUGGUGGGUGUAUCAGCUUUGGAUUCGACUGGGAGAGUAUAUUUCCCGCCCCGUUACCGUGCCCGACUUUCUUCAUACGCGACAAAUCAGUUUGGUCUAUUCCGAAGACGUUGGGAAAGUGGUCGCCGACAUAAUCAACAUGAAAAUACCACGCGACCAAAUUAUAGACCAAGCGUUCAAUCUAGCGUCCGAUGUAAAUAUGACACUACCGACCCUACUGCGGGACAUAUCCCUUGAGCUUGGGUUGGGGGAUAAGCCGUAUGAAAUCGUGGCUGAAAAAUCUCCCGAGGGAGCCUUACCGGGUGUGGAGCGUAUCCUGAAUAAAUACAUGACUAAUCUAGGAUACGGAGAGCUUGCGACUUUGGACGAAACACCGUCUUCCACGUAUGUAUUCCCUUCAGUACACAGGGGCCCGGUGGAUAUAUCCAAAGCUAAGAAAUUGCUUGCUUUUCGCCCAACUCCUUGGAGGGAAGCACUCGCCGAUAUCGUGACAUUUUAUGAAAAUGCCAUGCGAGACGAUUCUUUUGCCACGCGACAAGACUUCAUCGAGACCAUGCUAAGAGAGGUAGCGAAGAACGACAAAGAGGCGUUUUACAGGGGAUUGGCAGAAAUCUAUGGAUUUAAAGCACCUCAAGACGAAUAGUAAAUGGAUUUAUCAUUCAAAAACUGCUUUAUGCUUCGAAAUUUCUUCCUUAGAAACGGGCAUAGGUGUAAUUAUUAAAGUUGUAAUGUUUUUGAAUUUUAAGUUCAUCAUCAUAUUAUACACAAACCAAUAUGUGGAGCGCGUUUAUAAAUAUUAUUGUUAUUAUUAUUAAAGUCCAGUAAAAAAAUUCUAAUUUAGAGAACUGCAAUGCUCCCGGAAUUACACGUUGCGGUAGUUGAGACGAUCUUUAAACUUACAUCCUGCUGCUUAAUGUAGUUGUUUUAGUUGCGUUACUGAGCCACUGGCGUGUCAAACCCAUUCUGGCCCUAACACGCCAUCCGAGUGAAUAAUAUACGCAUCGUAAAAAGUAAACAUGUACCUGUUUGUCUGGUUGAACAGAUAAAAACAUGAUCUGUGUAUAAGGGGAUGCGAUUUCCUUAAACGAGCACGGUCGUAAUGCACUUGUACGUGGGUCCUGGACGUA
Messenger RNA from Lingula anatina, 1950 nucleotides. RefSeq lists its product as uncharacterized. Gene Ontology annotation, cellular component: cytosol. Gene Ontology annotation, molecular function: UDP-glucose 4-epimerase activity. Gene Ontology annotation, biological process: monosaccharide metabolic process. Lineage: Eukaryota; Metazoa; Brachiopoda; Lingulata; Lingulida; Lingulidae. The record is from RefSeq and is a predicted model, not a curated record.